This is a messenger RNA of Polyodon spathula (Mississippi paddlefish), 1792 nucleotides long. Its product is annotated as probable ATP-dependent helicase PF08_0048. The transcript is spliced from 4 exons. The record is from RefSeq and is a predicted model, not a curated record. The coding region runs from base 347 to 1792 and encodes 481 amino acids. Lineage: Eukaryota; Metazoa; Chordata; Actinopteri; Acipenseriformes; Polyodontidae.
UGAGUAGUUUUUUUUUUUUUUUUUUUAAAAAGGAAGAACUUGGGCUGAGGUACAGUAAUUAACGUUUUUGAGUUUUGUCUUACUGGUUUUACUUAUGUUUCUCCUUGUCACAAAAGGUGAGGCUCUGCUGGUACAAACCAAUGAGAAUUGAGCCCGAUAUUUCUGCAAUAGGCACACAUCAAUUGGUUGUCAAUGGUAAUCAAUUCACUUUUAAUAGUUUGAGUGAAUACAGGUUUUCACUUUCCAUUCAGAAUACAUAUUUAAUGUGGAAUGUAAUGUGCAGUACCUACAUCAAAACACACUUUAUUGUUUCAUUAUUAUUCUCAUUAUUCUCACAUUAGGUACCAUGGACACAAACUGCUCAAAUGGAACAUUCCAAGAUAGUCCAGAUGUGAUUCCUAGAAAGUGGUAUAGAUCCAACAACGGGGCCCAAAUAUCUAAUCACAACAGACUUGAAACUCCAGUUAAAAGCACAUAUGAUGCAGAAGACAAAUAUGUUCAAGUUGGGGAAAAAAAUAUAAAUUUAUCAGGUUUGAAAAGAAGGCUGUGUAAUACUACAAUAGACAAACUUUCUGACAACCUGUCAGUAACAAACAAAGUCGAAUGUUCUGAAGAUUGUAACAUCUCGUUAACGGAUGCCAGCGACCAAGGAAAACACUGCAGCAACAGAAAUGAAACACCUUUUUAUGAAUUGAAGGGUAAACCACGUGUUAUUUUACCAGAGGGGGAUGUGAAGGAUCAGACUGUUCUUGGAAAAGAGAAAGAUAAACAUGUGUUUGAAAAAAGUGAAGAUGACGUUUGUUUAAAUAAGGAACGAUGCAAUGAAGAGACAGAAGAGAGUUCCCAGGAAGAUAUUAUUCAUACAAAACGUAAGUCUAGGCAAGUUAUUUAUGACACAGAGGAAAGCUGCUCUGAUACCAAGUGUGACAAAGCCCAGGAAAGUAAUAGUGACCUAUUGAAUGGCUGUAAUAGAAUACAAGAAACAUGCAGCGAGUACAGUUUCAAUAGUAAGAAAGAAAACACUAGCGUGAAGAGCUCUGAAGAAGAUAUUAUUCCAAUAAAACAUAAACGUGUAAAUGUUAUGCAUGACACCGAAUCUGACAGUGAAGAAGAAUUUGACAAAAUGAAGCAGACUGGCCUGAGAAUGAAUACACACAACACUGGUGAGAAAUAUGUUGGAGAGAAGACAGUUAGUUUGGAAAGUGAACUUUCCAAUACAAUUACAACAGAUAACAAUGAUUGUGCAGCAGACAACAAAAUGAAGACCGUGCAAAACACAAAGGAGACCACUGAAGAAAUGAAUAGCUCUCAGGAGGAUGAAAUAAUGUUUGUGAGGCGUAAAUGCUGUAGAAGAUUAAUUAUAACAGACAGCGAAUCAAGCAGUUUAGACACAGAAGAUAGUAUUACUACUGCCUUUGAUGGAAAUGACAAUGUUGAUGAUAAUAAUGAUGAUGGUGUUGAAGAAUAUAAUGAAAAUCAGGAGAAUAGUGAAGAGAACAGCCAAGAGUCAACUUCUGAGGAAGACUUUUUCACCGAUGGAGACAGCUCUCAGGAGAACUUACAGAGUGCUGAGAUCCGAGAAUUACUGUCACAGAAUGGAGUUCCAGUGUACUAUGGCUUUGAAGCUCAUUUUCACAGAAUAGUUCAAGCAUUAAUAACUGACGCAGUUAAGGGUAAUUUCCUUGCAGACGUCUUGUAUGGAAGAGGAAAAAUAAAGACAGAUCUGAAAAGAGAUGCUUGCGAUCGUGGAUUACCUAAUGGAACUAUUUCGAGCCACAGCUCAAUGCAUUGA